Molecule: messenger RNA, 1652 nt
Organism: Nymphalis io (European peacock)
Lineage: Eukaryota; Metazoa; Arthropoda; Insecta; Lepidoptera; Nymphalidae
Product: cytochrome P450 4g15-like
Exons: 11
Coding region: 170-1630 (486 amino acids)
Molecular function (GO): monooxygenase activity; heme binding; iron ion binding
Source: RefSeq, a predicted model, not a curated record
CUAGUUUGUCAUAUUCAUUGCAGGAGUGCGAUUUAUUUGAUACAUAUAAUAUUUUUUAAACUAAGAGUUGGACGGUAGAAAUUGAUGGGCAUCCGAGACACACACAUACACAUACCGGACGGACCCCUUCCAUCAUAUUAAAGAUUGAAUUAUUAUUACAGCUUUCGUCAUGCUGUGGUUAUUAAUUUUACUGGUGUUAUGUAUCACAUAUUGGAUGUGGUACACGAGACGGAUGCCAGAUGAGCCUCCGAUGCUGCCAGGGGCAUUGCCAUUUAUUGGACACUCCCAUCUUUUAAUGGGAAGCACAGAGAAUUUCUGGAAGCAAAUUAAGGAAAUGAGUUACAAAUGUAUGAGCUUGGGCCAUGUAUCCUUUUUUUACACUGGACCCUAUAAAUUUUACAUUUUAACUGAUCCAGACGACAUCUACAAAUUGUCAAACACAUGCUUCGAAAAAGAUAAAUUUAGCCACGAUUUCACAAAAGAACUUCUCGGCGAUGGAUUGCUAUUUUCGCAAGUAUCAACGUGGAAGCGGCACCGUAAGCUAAUAAAUCCAGCUUUUAAUCAGCAAAUACUUGAUGGAUUCAUGGACAUAUUUAAUACUCAAGGCAGACGUUUGGUUCAGCAAUUGAAAACGGUUGACGGAAAAGGCCCUUUUGAUCAUUCGCAUUACGUUAGACAGAAUCUUAUGGAAACUAUUUGCUUAACUGCAUUAGAUGAUUGUAUAACUGAAGAAGAAGCAUUAAAUUACGUGAAAGCAUUUGAGUCGUAUCUCAAUAACAAUAUCGUCAGAUUCCAGACUGUUUGGCUGCACUCAAACUUUUUAUACAACUUUAGUAGUCUCAAGAAAAAACAAGACGCUUGUAUGAAAUUUCUACACGAUACAUCUGAUUUGGUCUUACGUAAAAAGAGGGCUCAACGGAAACUAAGUAAAGCUACUAACACAUACAAAGAUGCAAAUCCUAAAGUAAAAGUAUUUAUUGACCUGAUGUUGGACCUUGAUGAGGGAACGUUAACAGAUCAAGAGAUAAGGGAUGAAAUGAAUACUAUCAUGAUGGCAGGUCACGACACAUCGGCUAACGUUAUUGUUUUUGCUUUACUUUUGAUCGGAUCGUAUCCUGAUGUUCAAGAACGAAUUUACAAAGAAUUACGAGCAGUGUUAGAAGAUAGAGAAGUUGAAAAACAAGAUUUGUCUCGUCUUGUGUAUUUAGAGGCGGUUCUUAAAGAGACCAUGAGAUAUUACGUAAUGGCGCCUUUCGUUGGUAGAUAUGUAGAUCGGGAAGUUAAGUUGAAGAAUUGCACUCUUAAACCUGGGCACAAUUGUCUUAUGCUAUUAUAUGGUGUCCAUCGGAACCCGAUCUGGGGUCCUGAUGUUGAAGAAUUUGUACCAGAGAGAUGGCUGGAUCCAGCGAAAAUGCCUAACAAUACCAGUGCAUUUACUGGCUUUAGUAUUGGAAAAAGGAAUUGCAUAGGUAAAGCUUAUGCCAUGAUGUCAAUGAAGACCCUACUAAGUCAUCUGCUCCGCCGGUACAAACUACACGCAAAUAAUAAAAAUGUCGUCUUAAAACUAGACGUCUUGCUCAAACCAGUAUCGGGACAUUUUAUUUCUAUUGAAGAUAGAUUAAAAUUAUAAAAACAAUAUAAUAUGUUUUAUU